CCAACUUGGCGUCGAGCACGUUUCACAUGUAUAGUACUCUUUCCUUGUGCACACCAUCAUGCCUUCAUCUUCAGAACAAGCUUCAGAUCAAAUCUCUCUCAGUUCCGCUGGGCCAGAGGCGUCACAGACGACUCUCAACAAACACAGCAACCACUCCCUCAUCAAACCCAUUUCCCGCUUCUACAACGCCCUAGCAGGUGACUAUAUCCCUCUCAGAUCCGAUGAACGCUCCACGAAGACGAGGCAUGGUUUGCGCUAUCCGUUGGGAGAGACUGCUCGGGUUUGGUGCAUCCUUGUUAGGCGCAGCAGUCUGCUUCUUCGUCGCUUUCAUGACCUCCCUUUCAUUCGCCCUCAAUCCCGCAAAAUUUGCUUUGGCAUUUAGUUGGGGAGCUUGCUCGUGAUGUUCGGUUUCUCAGUCCUCAUAGGACCAUUAAACCAUGCAAAACAUUUAA
Suillus subaureus is the source of this 452-nucleotide messenger RNA. RefSeq lists its product as uncharacterized. The record is from RefSeq and is a predicted model, not a curated record. The coding region runs from base 59 to 382 and encodes 107 amino acids. NCBI's taxonomy places the organism in Eukaryota, Fungi, Basidiomycota, Agaricomycetes, Boletales, Suillaceae. The transcript is spliced from 4 exons.